UUUCGCUUAUACCAGUGGCCCAUGCUCAAGGGAGUCCUAAAGUCGUGGUGUCCAUAAAGCCUGAUACACAUGUGUUCAUUGGAGAGAAUGUUACUCUCAGAUGUGACAUACAGAGAGGAGGAAGCACUCAGCGGACAUACAGCUGGUAUAAAAAUAAUAACACACUCACAGACAACACAAUGCAGGAGUUCAUAAUCCGGUCUGUUACUGACUCUGACAGUGGUGUCUACACCUGCAGAGGACAGAGCAGUUUCUUUCAGAGGUCAGAGAUCAGCGAUGCUGUUACACUGACUGUAUCAGUAAAACCCAAACCGACUGCGAGAGUGAAUACUCAGAGCUCCGUCUACACUGGAGACACCAUCACUCUGAGCUGUGAGCUGCAGCAGUCGACUGGAUGGAAGUUUCUCUGGUACAAAAAUAAUCAGCUGUUACAGCUUCUGAAGAGUGAACAAGCACACACACUUAAUGUGACAGCCAAUAAUGCAGGAGAAACAGUGUACCAGUGUCGCGCACGCAGGAGAAACUACUACACAAUGUUCAGUGAUCCUGUCAGGAUUACAGCGAGAGAGAGACCACGGGCAGUACUGAGUGUAUCUCCACAGAGCUGGCUGACUGAAGGAGACUCAGUGACUCUAAGCUGUGAGGUUACAGACUCCUCUACAGACUGGACAUUCAGCUGGUACACAACUGUUCCCUACAGAGAUGGCUUAACUCAAAUAAAAAAUAAUCGUGGCUAUAGCAUGUAUGUGGAGCUCCUCUCAGACAGCAGCAGAGGAUCUGGAGGCAACUACACUCUCAGUCCUGCUGCUCUGAAUCACACAGGAGUUUAUAUGUGCAGAGGAGAGAGAGGAGAACCAGCCGUUCACACACAGUACACCAAUCCACAGCCACUAUGGAUCACUGGUGAGGAAAAAUAA
Molecule: messenger RNA, 917 nt
Organism: Pangasianodon hypophthalmus (striped catfish)
Lineage: Eukaryota; Metazoa; Chordata; Actinopteri; Siluriformes; Pangasiidae
Product: carcinoembryonic antigen-related cell adhesion molecule 5-like
Exons: 4
Coding region: 180-917 (245 amino acids)
Biological process (GO): cell surface receptor signaling pathway
Molecular function (GO): transmembrane signaling receptor activity
Source: RefSeq, a predicted model, not a curated record